AUGACAGGAGCUCUUACGUCCCGAGCCGGAUCUGGACGCCGCUCCCGCGAUGCCGCCGCCAUCUGUCCCUGGCGGAUCGGUCGAGAACGGGAGCGCAGGUCGAAUGUCGAUAUGCUGGCUCAAAAAGCCGCACUGCCGCACCCUGCUCUAGCAACGCUCAGCAAUUUCGUAUUUGCGUAUUUGCGCCGACACCUCUCUACGAGCGAUCGAGGCGGAAAGCGGCCCCGUGUCAGAAGUCGUCUGGCAUACUGUGGAAGCGGAGCAGCUGUCUGUCUGAUGUCAAUUCUCGGUGCUGACAAGGCGCUCUACCGUAUCCGCAUCUUCAACAUCCCCGCUAUGAAGCUGAUCCCCAUCGCUGCCUCUUUUCUCCUGCUAAGCAUCACGCAAAUCGAUGCCCUCCCUCUGCCGGACUACGCUCUCAGCCUCCGUGACCUUAGAGCCCGGACCGAACAGAAUCCACUUUCGACUGGAUAUUCUCGAGCCCUUCCGAGCCACUUGACGGGGUCGAACGGCAAGUACGAUGGUAAUAGCAACUCAGGCAGCAGCAACGGCAGCAACAACGGAAACGGUAAUGCCGGAGCUUUCAAUGGCAACAAGAAUGGCAACAGGAAUGCCGGAGAUUCCAACGGCUCUGGCAAUGGGAACGGAAACCUUGGCUGGUCCUCUUUCAACGGCAAUAAGAAUGGCAAUCGCAACACGGGCAGCGGAAACGGUUCUGCCGUGGGCAAUGAAAAUCUUGGAAGCUUCAAUGGAAACAGGAACGGCAACAAGAAUAUUGGUUCAGGCAAUGGAGCCAAUGUAGGCAGCGGAAACAAGGGGGGUAACGGGAUGAGUAACUUCAACGGCAACUUCAAUGGCAACCACAACGUCGGAGACCGCAACGGUGCAAGUGUGGGCAACGACAACAAGGGGAGCUUCAACGGAAACUUCAACGGCAACGCCAAUCACGGAAACGACAAUGGCGCUUCAGUCGGCGAAAGCAAUGUUGGGAGCCUCAACGGAAAUCUAAAUGGAAACUCAAAUCAAGGAGAUGGCAACGGUGCCGUUUCCGGGUUCGGUAACACUGGUAAAGGCAACGGAAACUUCAAUGGUAAUCUCAACCAUGGAGAUGGCAACGGAGCCUUCUCCGGUUGGGGUAACACCGGUGACGCCAACGGCAACGCCAACGGAAAUGGCAAUCAUGGAGGCUCGAAUGGCGCGUUCACCGGCUUCAACAAUAUCGGGUCCUCGAACGGCAACGGCAAUGGCAACAACAAUCGACCCGACCCCGGUAAUCCUGGAAGCGGCAACGGCAACGGCCGCAACACGGGCAAUUCCAAUAUCGGAAAUGAGAACGGGAACGGCAAUGGAAACGGCAACUUCGGGUCGAACAAUGGCGGUCUCGGGACUGGUGUCUACAACGUUGGCGACAUGAACGGCAACGGCAACGGCAACGGCAAUGUCGGGUCGCUGAACGGUGGCAGAGACGGUUACCAGAACCAAGGUAACAACAACGGUAAUUGGAACGGAAACGGAAAUCAAGGAGACUUAAACGGCUCAAACAACGGGGUCUCGAAUCAAGGCGACAAAAAUGGCAAUAGCAACGGCAACGGCAACCUGCACGGUAGCAGCCAAAACGGCUUGACGAAUGGUCAUGACAACGUUGGAAAUGAUAACGGCAACCGCAAUGGUAACGGGAACACCGGAGACCUCAAUGGGUCGACCUCGAGCCUCUCCAAUCAAGACGGUGGAAACGGAUCGGCGAACCUCGGCGACCAUAAUGGCAACGACAACGGUAACUACAACACCGGUAACCGCAACGGUGCUGGAAACGGUCGCAACAACUUCGGAAACAGCAACGGCAACCAGAACGGCAACCAUAACACGGGCGAUUCCAACGGGGUCUCUAACGGUGCAGACAACACGGGCAGCAGCAAUGGCAACAAAAAUGGUAACAACAAUAUCGGCAGCAGCAACGGCUCGUCGAAUGGAAUUGGCAACAUCGGUGGCAACAAGAAUGGGAACCAUAACGGCAACUCGAAUCGCGGGAGCGGCAACGGCAACAGUAAUGGUUCGAACAAUCAAGCCGGUUCCGGUAACAACGGAAAUUGGAACGGCAACGCCAACGUCGGUUCCGGAAACGGCAGUGGGAACGGAGGCCUCAACACAGGCAGCAACAACGGAAACGACAGCGGCAACAGGAACCACGGCGAUUCAAACGGCCUUAACAAUGGCAAUCAGAAUUCGGGAUCAAACAAUGGAAACGGAAGCGGAAACGGCAACACUGGAGAUCUCAAUGGCAACAACAACGGACAACAAAAUUCAGGAUCUUCAAACGGGAACGAUAACGGCAACAAGAACACUGGAAGCAGCAACGGAAGUGACAAUGGCAGCGGCAACACCGGCUCAGGCAACGGAAACCACAAUGGAAACAACAACGUUGGCUCGAACAAUGGCUCGAACAACGGCAACAACAACGUCGGCUCCAACAACGGAUCGAACAACGGCAGCAACAACUACGUUGUAGAUUCGACAUCUUCCACGGCCGUUGGCAGUGGCAACGGCAAUGCCAACACAUCGAGCGGUAAUGGCAACGGUGACGGAAUCGGAAACCUCGUUAUCGGAGCCGGUAACACCGUCGGAAGUGGCAAUGGCAACUCCAACUCGGGUGCAGGCGGCAGCGGCAACGGAAAUGGCAACGGAAACAUCAUAUUAGGAAGCGGCAACACCGUCGGCUCAGGCGACGGCAACGGCUCUUUGUCGGCGAGCGGUAAUGGCAACGGCAACGGAAAUAUCAUCCUGACAAACGGCAACACCGUCGGCUCUGGAACAAACCAGAGCGGCACUGGCAACGGCAACCUCUAUCUCGGCAACUCCGGCACCGUCAUUGGCGCUGGAGGAUCCAAUGGAAACAUUUACCUCAAGAGGCGGCAUUGA
Moesziomyces aphidis is the source of this 2916-nucleotide messenger RNA. The record is from the annotation of a GenBank genome assembly. Lineage: Eukaryota; Fungi; Basidiomycota; Ustilaginomycetes; Ustilaginales; Ustilaginaceae.